Venustampulla echinocandica is the source of this 4281-nucleotide messenger RNA. RefSeq names its product Taz1-interactin-like proteing factor 1. Gene Ontology annotation, molecular function: protein kinase binding; molecular adaptor activity. Gene Ontology annotation, cellular component: Atg1/ULK1 kinase complex; phagophore assembly site membrane; extrinsic component of membrane. NCBI's taxonomy places the organism in Eukaryota, Fungi, Ascomycota, Leotiomycetes, Helotiales, Pleuroascaceae. Bases 1 to 4281 code for a protein of 1426 amino acids. Gene Ontology annotation, biological process: autophagosome assembly; autophagy of peroxisome; reticulophagy. The record is from RefSeq and is a predicted model, not a curated record. The transcript has 4 exons.
AUGCCUCUUCAAAUCCUCCUCGCGCAUACGGGCCAGCGCCUGCACACCGAUCCCGGGACGUUUGCAUCGCUGGAUGCUUUCAAAACUUGGGUCGCCGGCCAUAGCUCCAUUUCCCCACAGGAUCAUAUUGCUUUGACUACUCAGGGAAAGCCGGUGCGCUUCCAGGCGUUAUCUGUAGAGAAGGAGAUUUUCGUAUACGAUCGACGAAUAGUUCAACCCCUAUCCCCAACAUCUGCGAAGGCCUUUCAGUCCGAGAUACCGUUGCCGCCGAAAUAUAGCCCCGGCAAAGUCCCCGAUACGAUCGCCGACCAGAAUGAUCUACAAGCAUGGAAGGAUUUAUUUAUGACCCGCAGGUCAUGGGCCUUGGAGGUGGUGGACGACUGUGCGGCCAUGUCCCAGGAAGCCCAGGAGAGAUACAAGGAGACGGAAGUUCUAGUCCGCGGUGUUGAUGCUGCAGUGUAUAAUCUGGAGAAGCAUGUCAAGGCGCUGGAUCAGAAGAAUGCGGAUAUCCAGGCUUGGUCGAAGGAUAUUCAGAAGGAGCAGGAACUGGCUGGCACGGAUUGGGAGGCGUCCAUGGCUAGAUUACGCGCCCUGCCAGCUGCUACCGACAUGAUUAAGUUCAUCACCGGACGGGAUCCGCGGAGAAACCAGCCGAGCCCUACUUUAGAAGAUUUGGUCGAUGUAGAAGAUGUCAAGAGAGCUGGGAAACUCGUUCGCCAUAUCAGCACGCAACUAAACCGGAACAGUGCCGACCUCGGGACGAAGGUCGAUUCAGUCCUAGGGAAAAUCGAUGGCUUGUUUGAUAAAGUGGAAAGCAAUCCUGCGCGGACGGCAUUUGGGCGCGUGGCCGAACCUAUGCAAUUAAUGGAAGACAUCGAAGCCAUUGCCAGGAAGGUUAGUAGUGACUAUGAGACUGUCCUAGGAUACUCAAAUACUGCCAAAAAUGUCUCGCAAGCUUCUAGAUCUGCCCUGCUUCAUACGAAGAACUUCCUUCCGAAUAUCUUAAAGAGAUCUUUGGAGAUGGAUGGACUUUUGCGGCUGGCUACAGAGGCACGCAAUGCCAUGGCUUCUGAUUCCCUCGAUGCAAUGCACGAGAUUGCCUCCCUGACCGCCCUGGUUGCUGAGGCUAAUGCUCAGUUCGCCGCCCUCGAGCUAGAUGGCGAUGGAUUUGAUGCUAUUCAUUUGCUGGGCAUGUUAAAUACAUUACCCGUCACUUAUGCUUCGUUCAUGGCCGAGGCAGUUAGACGGAGGGAGUGGAACGAGAAAAUCAGGUCGGAUUCAUCUACUCUGGUGAACGAGAUGGCAACCUUUCAGGAUGAAGAAGCGAGACGUCGCAGGAAAUGGCAGAAGUCUACUGGGGCUACGUUGUGGGGCGACAGGAUUGAACGGAAAGUCAUGGGGCUGGAAGUCAAUCUCCAUGGAGAGGAGGAUGAAUGGCCCGAAGUGGCGAGGUCGGAUCUGGAUGAGCUCCUAGAAACGAUGAAGACCCACGAUCCAAAAUCACUGAUUGUUACGGACCUAACCAAGAUUAUUACCGAUCUCAACAACCCUACAAAACAGCAAAGUAAGCGGGCGAGGGCGUUCAAAGCCGGUAGUAUCCACGAAGCAGCACUAGGUAGAAGCGCACUCCUAGUUCGCGGCGAUGAUGAGUUGAUGAGGGUUCUACAAGAAGAGAAGCACAAGGUCGAGAAUAAGCUCAAGACUGCCGAGAGUCGGGUGCGAAGACUUGAAGACUUACUCCACCGACAGUCUCAUCUCAGUCAGAACUCCAGUAGGAAUGUCUUUCAGCUGCCGGGUUAUACGAGCCCUGAUGCUCAGACUAGUGCAAACCCUUUGGCUUCUCCACGCCCGAACGAUGACCAAUCUCGAAGGUCAUCGAUGUCGUCUCGGCGGUUUUCAGCGAAUCAAGGCGCCGAGGAGAAAGUGUUCCAGCAAAAGCUGCUUUCGCUGGAGACCGAGCUCAAUGCAGAGCGUGAAAAGACCGCAGGCAUGAAGAAGGAGAUCACUUCUCAGAAGACAGCGUCAGACGAUAUGAAAGCACAAAUUGAAGCGGCAAAUUCAACCAAGCAGGACCUCUUGGAAAAUUUCGAGGCCCAGCAACGUGAAUUCAUCGAGGAACGUAGGUCUCUGGAAGAGGAGAUCAAGCGCUUGAAAGCAAAAUUGGAAGAGCUUGAGGACGAGAUCGACCGCUAUGUUGGAUCCCGUGAGCACGAGAAGGCGAGCGUGGAUGAGCGUGUGAGAAGUCUGCAAGAUGAACUUGAAAGAGUUCGGAAGGAGCAUGUAGCAGAAGCUCAGAAGGCCCAGGGUCAAGUAGAGUUCCUCCGGAACGACUCAAAGCUACAACGGGAAACGAACGAGGCUCUCGAAAACCAAAUACAAAAGAUGCAAGAGGAGAAUAGAGAGUUCCAAGCCAGAGCAGAGGAAGCUGAAUCGCUAGCUGAAGAGCAGCGCAAGGUUUUACAUGAUGUGCAUUCACAUUUGUCUCCUGUUGCUCCUGUUCCUGAUGACCUUCCUGCCCUCGCUGAAGCUCUAGCGACCUUGCCUGGAGAUUUGAUUGCGGAGCUCGAGUCUGUCAAGAGUGAUGCGACUAUAGCCAGAUCAGACCGAGACGCUGCGCAAAAUACCAUCGCUGAGCUCAAGUCAGAGCUCACAGAAACUAAGGAUGGUUUGGCGAAGGAAGAAUCUGUGGCUUUGCAGCUUCGUGAAGCGUUGGAUGCCGAGAAGGCUAGGUUUGCAGCCUUCGAGGAGGAGCUGGAAGGCGAGCGCUCCGAGCUGACCUCACUGAGGACCAGGAUUGCCGAUGGCGAGACGGGUUCAGAAGCGCUCCGUAGUCGUCUGGAGGAACGGGAGCGCAAGGUCACAAGCUUGGCAGAGGAUCUUGCUUCUCAUCAAUCUCAAGUAGGAAGUUUAGAAGAAGAGCUCCGAGCUUUCCAGGAGAAGCAUCAAUCCGUACAGACGAAGCAUGAAAGCCUGGCCACUAGAUUCGAAGCACGAACGUCACGGGCCAAAGAUCUUACACAGCGUGUUUAUGCGCAGAACGACCGACUAUGCAGGCUCCUUGAGCGGCUUAGUUAUUCUGUCACCAGAGAUGGUAGUACAAUGACUAUUCAACGGAUACCAAAACCCGAACGGGCUAAUGCGAAUGAUUCUUCUGAUCCUGGCUCGUCUUUGCGGAAAAGCAUUUCAGGUGCCGUUACUAGAAAGGCGAUGGUGGAUAGUGGUGAUCUUGAUUUACUCUACUGGAUGCACAACGACGAUUCGGAGGCUGAGUCGGAGAAGUAUGAAGCGUACCUCAAUGCAAUUGGGAGUUUCGAUGUCGAACAAUUUUGCGAGCUCAUCACCAAGCGAAUCAAGGAUAUAGAAUACACGGCCAAGAAAUACUCCAGAGACGCCCGCGCCUAUCGGGAGAAGUCACACAUGGCCCAGAAAGAGGCGCAUGAGAAAAUCGCCUAUAAGCAUUUCAAAGAGGGCGAUCUGGCGCUCUUCCUCCCUACCCGUAAUCAAGCGACGGGCGCGUGGGCGGCGUUCAACGUCGGGGCACCCCAUUACUUCCUCCGUGAGCAAGACUCACAUAAACUGCGGACUCGGGACUGGCUGCUUGCUCGUAUUCACAAGAUCGAGGAUCGGGUGGUGGAUCUCUCUAAAUCGAUGUCUGGCAAUGCCGCCGAUAGAAAGUCACUCGGCGGCGAUUCCUUCGAAGACGAUAAUCCAUUUGAGCUCUCUGAUGGCUUGCGCUGGUACCUGAUCGAUGCUUCGGAAGAGAAGCCCGGCGCGCCCUCUACGCCGGGACUAGGAAAGAGCACUGUUGCGAGCGCAAACAUCGAUGCCACCGGUAGUAUACGUCGCUCGAAGAAAUCGUCAAGUGGAGGUGUCGAGGGCAUCAAUAAAACUCUCAGCAAGAGUCUAGACAGUCGACGCAGCAGCAGUAACUCGAAGAAAGCCGUUCCUGGAGCUAGCUCACUUGUCAAGACUACCUCCACAACCGCUGAUUCCUCGUCCCUAAAAGCUGUCUCCACGACGAGUAUCCAACCUCCGGGCGAAGCCUCCGAAGAUCCCCAGCGCGAAAGCGAACAGGGGAAUACGAAUGGAGUAAGCGAACAGGCUGCAAAUCCCCCCGAGGAUCCUCAGGGCAGUCAGACACCAACAGGAACAACCAGUCACCCAGAAGCAUCCGCGACAACAACACCCCCCGCGGGAACGAGUCCCGGCAAGAAAUCUGUUAUCUGGGAUUCGCUUUGGAGUCUUGAUCUUAGUCUUGAGAGCGGGAGGAAUAAGAAGUAA